AUAAACAUUCUUAGUGCUGGAAGCUUAACUCAAGUGUCCAAAUAUAUUAUCUGUUUAUGUGAAAACAAAAAAAGAAAUCGUUAAAAGUAAAAGCAAAUAAUACUGAAAACAAAAGAGGAGAAAGAUAAAUCCCUUUCGGCUUGAAUGACGUACAACGCCAAACAGACGAUUCCAGCCUGAAAAAAACGAAAAGAAAAAGGCGACAGCAACCAAUCAGAACAUGGCGAUGCAGGUUGGUCUCUCCAGCUCUAAAGUUCUCAUCCUCGCCGGUGCAGGUUUGACUGGUUCAAUUAUUCUAAACAAUGGACGAUUAUCUGAACUCCUUGCUCAGCUUCAUGAAUUACUUAAGGGUGUUAAUGAAGUUGAGAUUUCACCCUACAAAUAUGAUAGUGCACUUCUUGCUGCUCAGAUUCGUCAGUUGGCACAAGAGAUUAAGGAGUUAACAUUUUCCAACCCCGUGACCAUCUAUAAUGGGAAUUCUUCAUCUAGUGGGGGUUUUGCAUCUUAUUUAGUGCCAGCUGCUGCACUGGGAGCAAUGGGAUAUUGUUACAUGUGGUGGAAGGGCUUGUCAUUUUCUGAUGUAAUGUUUGUCACAAAGAAAAACAUGGCAAAUGCCGUUGCAACUGUGUCUAAACAGUUAGACAAUGUAUCGGAAACAUUGGCUUCAACAAAGAGACAUCUGACAAAGAGGCUGGAAAACUUGGAUUGGAAGAUGGAGGAGCAGAUAGAAACAUCCAAGCUCAUUGCAAAUGAUGUAGAUGAGAUGAAAACAAAUCUUUCCCAAAUUGGGUUUGACGUUGAGAUGAUCCAACAAAUGAUAUCAGGGCUGGAAGGAAAGCUUGAGCUUCUUGAGAGCAAACAGGACAUAACAAACUCAGGUCUUUCAUAUCUGUGCCAGUUUGCUGAAGGCUUCAAAGAUGGGCAUGGUGCACCAUUUAUUCAGGAUGUUGGUGCUAAGGUGGCAAACCAUUCAACAAUUACAUAUGAGGAGAGGUCUCUCAAGGGCCUUCUAUUUAGCGCCGAAUCUGCAGAGUUGAAUACGAUUGACAAAUCAGUAGAACAUGUGAAGAAAAGUGAAGUUGAAAACUUACCCAGUGAGAAAAUCAAGACCAUGAAACCAAGAAUACACAGGUCAUAUCCAGUUGGGCUGUCGUUGACUCGCGACUUACUGGGUUCUGGCAUAUAAUUAUUCAGUUCUGUACUUCAUAUAUGCGGAUUUUGUUGCCCCUGUGGUAGUGUUUGCAUUCAUUUCCAUGCUUAUGCGUGGUGCGAUUUUUAGAUUGAUGACUUGAUUCAUCAUUCAAACAUGUGAUAUAGAUGUAGAUUAUUAUAGGCGAUGUGAUGUUUCCUUGGCUGCCAAAGAAAGCAUACAGGGAGUAUAUUUUGUUGUAACUACAAAGUCAUUGCUGUACAAUUACAGAAUAAAAAAAGAAAUUAGUCAUUUGAUUGCUGAAUA
This is a messenger RNA of Ricinus communis (castor bean), 1456 nucleotides long. RefSeq lists its product as uncharacterized. The coding region runs from base 221 to 1186 and encodes 321 amino acids. The record is from RefSeq and is a predicted model, not a curated record. Lineage: Eukaryota; Viridiplantae; Streptophyta; Magnoliopsida; Malpighiales; Euphorbiaceae. The transcript has 11 exons.